Messenger RNA from Camelina sativa (false flax), 2205 nucleotides. NCBI's taxonomy places the organism in Eukaryota, Viridiplantae, Streptophyta, Magnoliopsida, Brassicales, Brassicaceae. The record is from RefSeq and is a predicted model, not a curated record.
AGAAGAGAGGCAUGAGAUGCAUGCUGCGAUAACAAUAGUUAUUAUCUGAGUGAGUGCAAAGACAAUUUACCCAAAUCUCGAAAAGAAAAAGAAAGAAAGACAAUUAAUAACAAACUGGUUUUGUUGUGUUUUGCCUAAUUACCCAAUUUGAGUAGGCGACUCCUCAUAUCUCCCGCUCCGGCCAAUCGUCUCGUCAUCAUCUCCGCCAAUUUGAUUUCGCCUGUUAAUAUUCUUAGGAAUUGGAGAUAAAUAACAUGGUACACUCAGAGUCAUCAAUACUUAGUUCGUUGCGCGGUGGUAGUGAGUUUUCUAAGGAGGAACCAGCUACAUCAGUUUCUUCAGGGAAUGGUAGAUACACUGAUCCUAUGGGUAGGAGGAAGUCCAAGCGGUUUAAAGUUGCAGCAGAAAGCGAGUUAUCACCUGAUUGUGGAACGGUUUCCAUGCGGCUCAGAUCGAGAACUUUACAGAAGGAGGAGGUCCUAAUUGAUACUCGCGAGAACAACAGGAAUGUUUCUGAUGAUUAUGUUCCUUGUUCUGAAGCUGAGGUUGAGUUGAUUCCUGGAGAAAACGUGGUCGGCCAAGAUCGCUUUAAAUCAGUUGAUGUAACCGAGAACACAAGUGAGCUAGAUAUGGUGGAGGUCCAGGCUUCAAGCAUUAGCUUGCAAGAAGAUGUGGAGUCAUUGGAACUUGACAAGUCGAAAGUUACAGUUCCAAAACCAGUUGAGGCUGCAGGUAAAAGUCGUACUCAUAUUAUCGGAGCCGUGCCUGGUGUUGAGGUUGGGGAUGGAUUUCAAUAUAGAAUGGACCUGAACCCUGUUGGUUUACAUAGACCAAGUCAAAGUGGUAUAGAUUAUAUGAAAGACUACGACGGGGAACUAGUUGCCUUGAGUAUCGUAUCAUCUGGAGUUUAUGGUGACGUGCUUGAUAACUCGGAUGUCUUGAUCUAUACAGGCCAAGGCGGAAACUUGGGGAAGAAAAAGGGAAAGAAAGAUAAUGAACCCAAAGACCAACAGCUUGUAAAAGGAAACCUCGCGUUGAAAAAUAGUAUACACAAAAAGAACCCUGUGCGGGUCAUAAGAGGCUACAAGAAUACGACGUUAAAACCAUCAGCUGCUGCAAAGAAUUAUGUUUAUGAUGGUUUGUAUCUGGUGGAAGAGUAUUGGGAAGAAACCGGGUCUCACGGUAAGCUUGUCUUCAAGUUCAAACUCCGACGUAUUCCUGGACAACCCGAGCUUACUUGGAAAGUGGUUGAGAAAACAAAGAAAUCCAAGUUAAGGCAAGUUCUUUGCAAUGUUGACAUCUCAGGAGGGGAAGAGACAUUACCCAUACGCGCUGUGAAUGAUAUAGACGACGAGAAACCUCCUCCGUUUACUUACACGGCUAAAAUGAUAUAUCCGGAAUGGUGUAAGCCAAUUCCUGCAAGGACCUGCGGUUGCACAAAACGUUGCUCCGAAUCAAAAACGUGUUCCUGUGUUGCAAAAAACGGUGGAGAGAUACCGUAUAAUAACGACGGAGCCAUUUUAGAAGUAAAACCAUUGGUCUAUGAGUGUGGACCACACUGCAAAUGCCCGCCUUCUUGCUACAUGCGAGUCUCACAGCACGGGAUCAAGAUAAAGCUGGAGCUCUUCAAAACAGAGUCAAGGGGCUGGGGUGUGAGAUCGCUGGAAACUAUUCCAGUGGGAAGCCUCGUCUGUGAGUACGCAGGAGAGCUUCUUGAGGAUAAACAAGCUGAAAUACUUACCGGGAAAGAUGAGUAUCUCUUUAACCUCGGGGAGGAGGAGGAUCCGUUCACCAUAGACGCAGCACGGAAAGGGAACAUAGGGAGGUUGAUAAACCAUAGCUGCUCGCCUAAUAUGUAUGCGCAGGACGUAUUGUACGAACAUGAUGAAACCAGAAUUCCUCACGUGAUGUUCUUUGCACAGGAAGUUAUACGUCCACUUGAGGAACUCACAUAUGAUUACAACUAUAAGAUCGAUCAGGUGCGUGACUCCAAUGGUAAUAUCAAGAAGAAAUUUUGCUAUUGUGGUUCGGCUGAGUGUUCCGGUAGGCUCUACUAGUAAUAAUCUGUUGUUACCAUUUGUAUUCUCUUCAUUUUCUGCUUGAUCUCCAGUUCUGAAUAAGCAAAUUAGUGGACAGCUUUAGCCAAGAUUACAGUACACAAUUGGUGUUGUGAUGUUUAGAUUCAUUGUUUCAUUCUUCAGUUAA